Closterium sp. Yama58-4 is the source of this 3393-nucleotide messenger RNA. The record is from the annotation of a GenBank genome assembly. Lineage: Eukaryota; Viridiplantae; Streptophyta; Zygnematophyceae; Desmidiales; Closteriaceae.
AUGCGGUGCGGCUUAUCGGCGCUGCUUAAGAGAGAGGCGUCUCCCACCGAGCUGAUGCAUUUGCUGAUUGCUUCUGCACCGGAGCUCGUGACCAAGCUAGUGGAGGCAGCGGCAUCGAAUGCGAACAACCGUACCAAUGCCUACCUAGUGAGGUCACAGGUCAAGUUGCACCUGGACGCACAGCGAUCCGCGUUUCGUGUGAGCCAGCGUGGAGCGAAUGCAAAGGUUGGGCAACUGCUCGGACUGGAACCCCAGUUAGGAGCCAGCUUUCCGUACAAGUUCAAGACGGUCCACAUCAGCGAGCACGGAAAGGUGGAGCCAGACGAUGGGUUCAGUCAUGGCGGGGACCGUCGUGGGCCGGCGUAUCGAGAGCUACUUGCGUCAGUCCGCGAGGCUGACGACGAGAGGGGGGAGGAAGAUGAGACAAUUGUGGAGGGAGAGGAGGUGGAUGGGGCUAAUGAGGGAACAGCGCGAUUAUCGGAGCCACAUCCUUUCACCGGUCGCGGCACAUCUUCCAGUGCGGCCCUACAAGACGAUAGCGUUAUGAGUGCAACUACGGUGGGGAUUGGAGCAACCACCCCCAGCGUAUCCCCUCACGACGAGACCCUUUUGAGCCCCCCAGCAGAGAGGAGCGGCGCAUCUACCAGAACUGUCCCUCUGCAUGUUACUCCAACUGCUGUGGGGGGGGGUGCAACCACCUCCUGCGCAGUCGUUCACGACGAGACCCAUGUGAGCCCAAGUGCAGGGGCGGUUGGCUCAACACUUCCUAAGGGUCUCCGCCGCUCUUGGCAGCUGACGCCAGACGCAGCUAUAACCUCACUCAAGGGAGUGCAGGAGCUGAGAAGCGGGGGAGGAGUGCUAACCAAGGAGGCGCAGCAAGGGAGUGUAGUAGAGGUGUUGAACGAGGAGGCGGAGCAAGAGAGCAGAGUGGGAGUGUCACGUGAGGAGACGCACGAAGACGCACCAGAUGGGGCCAGAGGGGGAGGGGAGGCGGAGGAGGUUGCUGAUAUUAUCGGGAUCAAAUGGGCUGAUGUUGAUACGCUUUUUGAGUUUGAUCCACAUCCCAUCCAUGCGCCGCGUGAGGACAUCUGCACCGAAUACAUCCGCGAGUCUGCCGUGGAGCUUUUGGGUGAGGGGUUCUCUGCAGAUGACCUAAUCGACACCGCGUUCGCAUCUCGUGGCGAAGAGGAGAUCGGUGAUGCGAGGGGCUCCAUUGAGGCAGCGGCGGAGGUGGGAGGGGAGGGUGGCUCGCUUCAUAAUGUUGCUCCGCCAAGUGCGAUGGGGAGGACUGGCAAAAGGUGGCAGGAAAAGAAGACUGGAAAACGACCACGUGACGAGGAUGGAGAGGACGUCGGGGGCACAGAGUAUGUGUCUGUUGUUCAGCGUUUGGGCAUUCAUUUCCACCAUGUGAUGGUGCAAUGUGCAACUAAAGCCAGUGCUGGUCAGGGGAUGUCGCCGGAGGAUGUAGCUGCUGAGAUGGAACUGUGUGCCGACCAUUACGCAGGAUUACACACUCGAUCUUUCAAGCAAUGGCUUGCGGAGCAUUGUGGCCCGAGUCAAAUGGCUCCAUACGUUCGUGGGGCGAGCAAUUGGAUCAAUGAGUCGUUUCAUUCGUUGAUUACGAAGUAUGCGCCGAAGCGCAUAGCGUUCCUAGGCAGCAUGGAGCCCCGGGUGGCUUUGACGGUGCUACAUUGGAAUAGCACAGUGGAUAGGGUUGUGAAAGAGUGGCGGGUUCGUGUACGUAAGGCAACUCGGGUGAAACGGGGAAAGAUGGACAGGGUGCUCGGGCCAAUGGAUUGGAGUUGGGUUGAGGAGGUUCUAGAGCGUUGGGCGAAGUUACGAGAGAGCGGAGAGGGGAUCCCGGGCACAAAUGCAGAUGAGGAAGGAGAAGAGGGGGUGGAGGGUACGGAGGAGGGUGUGGAGCUGACGGUUCCGGUGGCAGACGUGGGGGGAACGGGACCGAAUCCCCAAACCGUGUCGAGGGAAGAGGAGGAGGCAGGUGGGGUGUCCGCCCUGCCCGGUGAGGGGGGGACACCACAUGAAGGAGAUCCCGUGAAGGGGUUAGUGGUGCUCGCGAUGAUGGGCGUGGCACUCUCAAACGAGCGUGACGAGUACCCUCUCGUUAGAGCGGUGAGUGGGCAAGCUAGAGCGGUGAGUGGGCUGGCUAGAGCGGUGAAGGGGCAAGCAAGAGCGGUGAGUGGGCAAGCUAGAGCAGUGAGUGGUCAAGUUAGAGUGGUGAGUGGGCAUGCUAGAGCGGUGAGUGGGCUGGCUAGAGCGGUGAGUGGGCUGGCUAGAGCGGUGAGUGGUCAAGUUAGAGCGGUGAGUGGUCAAGUUAGAGCGGUGAGUGGUCAAGUUAGAGCGGUGAGUGGUCAAGCUAGAGCGGUGAGUGGGCAAGCUGGAGCGGUGAAGGGGCAAGCUAGAGCAGUGAGUGGGCAAGCUAGAGCGGUGAGUGGUCAAGUUAGAGCGGUGAGUGGUCAAGUUAGAGCGGUGAGUGGUCAAGUUAGAGCGGUGAGUGGUCAAGUUAGAGUGGUGGGUGGGCAUGCUAGAGCGUUGAGUGGGCCAGCUAGAGCGUUGAGUGGUCAAGUUAGAGCUGUGAGUGGUCAAGUUAGAGUGGUGAGUGGGCAUGCUAGAGCGGUGAGUGGGCUGGCUAGAGCGGUGAGUGGGCUGGCUAGAGCGGUGAGUGGUCAAGUUAGAGCGGUGAGUGGUCAAGUUAGAGCGGUGAGUGGUCAAGUUAGAGCGGUGAGUGGUCAAGCUAGAGCGGUGAGUGGGCAAGCUGGAGCGGUGAAGGGGCAAGCUAGAGCAGUGAGUGGGCAAGCUAGAGCAGUGAGUGGGCAAGCUAGAGCGGUGAGUGGUCAAGUUAGAGCGGUGAGUGGUCAAGUUAGAGCGGUGAGUGGUCAAGUUAGAGCGGUGAGUGGUCAAGUUAGAGCGGUGAGUGGGCAUGCUAGAGCGGUGCGUGGUCAAGUUAGAGCUGUGAGUGGUCAAGUUAGAGCGGUGAGUGGGCAAGCUAGAGCGGUGAGUGGGCUGGCUAGAGCGGUGAGUGUGCUGGCUAGAGCGGUGAGUGGUCAAGUUAGAGCGGUGAGUGGUCAAGUUAGAGCGGUGAGUGGUCAAGUUAGAGCGGUGAGUGGUCAAGUUAGAGCGGUGAGUGGGCUGGCUAGAGCGGUGAGUGUGCUGGCUAGAGCGGUGAGUGGUCAAGUUAGAGCGGUGAGUGGUCAAUUUAGAGCGGUGAGUGGUCAAGUUAGAGCGGUGAGUGGGCAAGCUGGAGCGGUGAGUGGUCAUGUUAGAGCGGUGAGUGGUCAAGUUAGAGUGUUGGGUGGUCAAGUUAGAGCGGUGAGUGGUCAAGUUAGAGCGAGCGGUGAGUGGGCAAGCGGUCAUGGCGGUGAAGGGGCAAGCUAG